AAAUUCUCAAGAGCUAAGCAGUGGUUUGCCGAGUGGACAUCGUAAUAUGCACGCUAUAGAUAUAGGAAGUACCUGCAUUUUGUGUUUUUGCCUCACUGCAGAAGUACUAACAAAAUACAAGUUUUCCCCAUGCAUGGCUGUUGGCAGAGACAACUGAUACCCUGAUCUGUAUAAAAUGUCUUGUGAAAGCAAGCAUUGAGCAGAUACAUGGAAGGUAAUUUGCAUUUCACAGCUGAAGUUUGCAAUUCAUAAAUGAAGAAAUAUGGAAUGCAUUGUUUCCCUGUUUGGAUGUUUACUGCUCAGUUGCUUGAUCCAAUUUAUCCAGGUGGUGAAAAGUGAUAAUAACAAACAUAUAGCCUGCACCUAUGUCUGCAGAUUAUGGCUUGUAUUUUCCUGUUCCUGAGAUGACCAAGCAAGUCUCUUUGAGUGUCUUCACCUCAGCCCAGCUAACUUGGUCCAAGUCAGUUUUGUUUGCCCUAGCAUAAAUUCAGUUGUGACAUCACAAAGGUUACCUCUUUGUUUCAUGGCAAUGACUGAACUUGGGAGAGGAAGGGGCAGGAGGAGGUACAGAAAAUAAAUCAUGAACACAGGUGGGAAACUAUCAGUCAGAUCUGGAAAGGUGCUCAGGGAGCUGAAUACUAGCCUUAAGACUUGAACUGGUUAGACCAUAGUUUAGACGCAAGAACUUGGAUCCUGACAACUUGAAUACAGAGGCAAAGAAAGAACUAUUGCUUUUGGAUGUAAAAAAAGGCAACUUUUAGCUAUUUGCUUCAAAGGCUAUCCUGUGGGAAUUACAAGGCAUUUCAUUUAGCUAGCAAAUUCAUUCAUCUACGUUUUGUUCUGCACUCAGAAGAGUUGUCAAGAAGUGUUUCCUCAAUGGAGGAUGACAGUGACCUUGAGCAGAGCUUCUGGGCUAAUUUACCUGAUGUCUGUCUGAGGCAUGUCUUCCAUUGGUUAGCUGACAAGGACAGAUCUCAAGCUGCAUUGGUCUGUAAAAAAUGGAAUCAAGCCAUGUACUCAGGAUCCCUCUGGAGAACCAGAACCAUCACAUUCAAUGGCCAACCAUCAAGGGCACAUGCAUUUGAAUUUGAAACUGCACUGUGGUACGUCAAGAAAUUUGGCAAGUAUUUGGAACACCUUGAAAUCAAGCUAUUGCAUCCUUACAGUACUGUCUUUACCCGAAAAUUUCAAGUGUCUAUGAGAAGCCUUUUCUCACACCUGGGUAAAUGUAACUGUCGCCUGGUAUCCUUGAGCAUCAAGCACCUGGAAUUAGAUCGCUUGGUCUGGAAAAACAUAGUCAGGGCUCAGUUUAUCAAGAACUUAGGUACCUUUCUGAAAAGAAUGAGCAAACAGCUUAAUUAUCUCAACUUAAAAGGAGCAAGAGUAACCUUGGAAGAAGGCUGUGAGCUUCUGAAUUCUCUGAGCUGCCUGACUAAUAAAAGCUUUAUAUCUGAAAUAAAUAUUGAGGAUUUCUUCAGUCUCCAUCUUCCUGUCUACAGCAGCACCUUGUUCCACCAUACUGUGUCCAAGUUCCACAGCCUGACUAUCCUGACUUUCAAUUAUAACUGUGUCUCUGAUGAACUGCUGGACAAUCUGUGUAAGAACAGUGCUCAUUGCCUGUGCACGUUGAAUAUCAAAUGUCAUAUCCAUGACCCCCAUGGGCAAGUGGUCUGGGGAAUGUCAUGGGCCAACUUGGCCAAAAGAGCCCCAAAAUUGAAUGUGAACUUCUACUUUGAAAGAGUCAUGAAGCAUGACCAUCUAGCAAGGAUUCUGCUAGUGGAGAUACCAGUCAGGAGCAUCAGUUUACGGAGCUGCUAUUUCAGAGACCCAGACUGGAUGAUGAGACCUACUCUCACCAACAUCCUUCCAGCCUACUGGCACGUGCUGCAGAAAUUAACCCUUGAAGUAAACAAUUACAAUGAGCUGCUGGAUGAUGAGCUGCUACAGCUCAUCUUAUCAUGCAGGAGAUUGUUUUUUCUGAAAGUCUGGGCAUUUCUUAGUGUCACUUUUGUGGAGAGGUUGCUACAUAAUCGUGCAGAAAGGAAAUGCUUUUUGACUACAAUAAAGGUCAGGAUUUACACAUCCCGACAGGAGACCAGGGAAGAGGAGCAACUGUUGCACAAUAUUUACAAGAAGUUCAAAAAUCUGAUUGACUCAGAGCUUAACUAUUUUGUCAUCACCUAUCCACUGGAGUAAAGCCACAAGGAGUUACGUCUGCAAAUGAUGAACAAAUCCUUUCGAGAUCUUGAAUCUUGUCAGCAUGCCUCUGAAAGGGAGAUACCAUCGUAUGCAAAGGACAAUUUUACUAUGCUCUGGAUUAAAGUGUUGGAUUUGGGAAUCAGC
Molecule: messenger RNA, 2343 nt
Organism: Meleagris gallopavo (turkey)
Lineage: Eukaryota; Metazoa; Chordata; Aves; Galliformes; Phasianidae
Source: RefSeq, a predicted model, not a curated record